AUGGUUUCAUGGAGAGGUCUUUCUACCUCAUCUCUUUUGAUACUAAAACAGUUGCUUAACUUUGGCCAUCCCAUGCAAGAUAUAAUAAACUUGAAAGUGUUUUGGGAAAUGAUGACUUUCUAUGCGAAUGGGGUAUCGGUACUGAUGCCCGGAGACGAUAUUCCGACAUUCAUAGGUCAUCCAGCGCCCGUGCCUUGUCCUCCACAACACAUGUCACAGUCUCAGCAUCAACAUAGCUCACCAAGAGAUUCCUCCAACUCAAACUCCAUUCAAGAAUGUUGA
Messenger RNA from Thlaspi arvense, 282 nucleotides. The record is from the annotation of a GenBank genome assembly. NCBI's taxonomy places the organism in Eukaryota, Viridiplantae, Streptophyta, Magnoliopsida, Brassicales, Brassicaceae.